AUGUUCACCAAAACCUUUGCGGUGGCCCAGCAAUGUAAAGUUCACCAAAACCUUUCCAAUGGUGGGGUGCCAUUUGCAGAUGUUCACCAAAAUCUUUCCGAUGGUGGGGUGCCAUUUGCAGAUGUUCACCAAAACCUUUCCGGUGGCCUGGCAACACCUCCUCCUGAUUUUCUACCAACUCCACCUCAGUUGCCACCUCCUCCUGAUUUCUCGCCACCUCCUCCUGAUUUCUCGCCACCUCCUCCUGAUUUCUCACCACCCCCACCUGAUGUUGUACCAUUGGAUGAUGAUGAGGAUCCAGAGUCAGAAUUCAUGGAAGACCACAAGGAUUUGCACAAGGUCAUUGACACUACACAGCUUGGCAAUGUCCCUUGGCAAUGUCUCUUGGUUCAAUACAUGGGGGAACACCCUGAGCACGAUACUCCUCUGUGGAUGGGCAAAGACUAUGAAGUUUGGUACAGAGACCCCCGUGUGAUGGCACACAACAUGUUGGCCAAUACCACCUACAAGGACUUUAUGUCUGGAGACUGGGCAUGGCAACAAGCCAUACAUAUUCGAUGCAUUUCUUAUAACUCGGGGCAUACUAACAUUUAUCAGGACGAGUUAUCGAAGGAUCUGAACACACAUGGAUCAAUGUUCAUCCCAAUAAUCCUUGGGAGUGACAAGACCACUGUAUCUGUGGGCACAGGUAAUAACAAAUAUUACCCCUUGUAUGCCUCAAUCGGCAAUGUGCACAACAAUGUGCAACACGCUCAUCGUGAUGCUCUCGUUAUCAUUGGUUUCCUCUCUAUACCGAAAAGUACGUGUAUUAAUCUUUUUCACUGCUCGCUAUCUGCAAUUCUUUCCACCCUGAAGCCUGCGAUGACCAAGUACAAGGUCCUGCGUUGUGCAGACGGUCAUUUUCGACACAUUAUAUUUGGCCUAGGACCUUAUAUAGCUGACUAUGAGGAGCAACUGCAUACAGAUCUCCUCGUACUCGAAAACAUAGACUCAGAUACAUUGUGGCAUGAAUUUGGUAUCAUUAGCAUUCUCGUCCCAUUCACAAAUGAUUUCCCCCAAGCCGACAUUCAUCAGUUGAUAUCCUUUGAUCUCCUCCACCAGCUAGUCAAAGGCGCUUUCAAGGAUCAUCUUGUGGAUUGGGUACUAAAGUAUCUCAAACUUACGCAUGGGACCAAACAAGGAGAAGAGAUCAUGAGUGACAUAGAUCGCAGAAUUGCUGCUGUGGCGUCAUUCACUGGUCUAUGGCGAUUUCCUGACGGCUGUGGCUUCAAACAGUGGAUGGCAUUUCACGUGCUUUUAGAAUUUUGUUAUAUUGCACGAUGCGAUGUAAUUACCAAAGCCUCUCUGGUUCAACUCAGUGAUGUGCUCACUAUGGUCCACCACUACUGCCAGAUUUUCGAAACCACAGGCACAGUCCCUCACUUCUCAUUACCUCAUCAACACUCAAUGACCCACUAUGUGGACAUGAUCCGGUUGUUUGGUGCGCCAAAUGGAUUAUGUUUGUCGAUCACAGAAUCCAAACACAUCAAGGUGGUGAAGGAACCUUGGCGGUGGUCUAACAAGCACAAUGCCCUUGGUCAAAUGCUAUUGACUAACCAAUGGCUUGAUAAACUCGCAGCAAGUCGCCGGGACUUUGCUGCUCGCAGGAUGCUCAUCAGCUCUGUUUUAAUAGAACAAAAAUGCAUGCGGACUGUAGCAGAACUAGCAGAUGAGGUCAAUGUACCUCACCUGCGACGCCUUAUCCAGUACUUUCUGUUCUCUCAACUCUUCCCGAAUGAUCCCCACAACCCAGAGGAUGUCCCUGCUGCUAGCUGUCCUUGGCACGAAGGUGGACUUUAUGUCUUCAAUUCUGCAGCCGCGACAUUCUAUGCCCCAAGUGAUCCCAGUGCUUGUCCACUCUGGCGGAAUGUCUCUCCCUGUAAUGAUUGUGUGUUUGUCAACAUCAAUUCAGACCUUGAAGGGAUGAAAGGGCUCGAAGUCGCAAGAGUCAAAUGUUUUUUUUCUUUCAAGUUUGAUUGGGUCACAUAUCCAUGUGCCCUUGUUCAGUGGUUCGACAAGGUCAGUGACUGUGCGGAUGAGGAUACUGGCAUGUGGAUAGUCCAUCCAAGUGUUCAUGAUGACAGCACCCCAAACUUUGCCAUCAUCCAUAUCGACACAGUUUACCGUGCAGCACACUUAAUCCCUGUCUAUGGUCCCAACUUCAUUGCUGACGACAUCAAGUACUUUCAUUCUUAUGAUGCAUUUCGCUCAUUCUAUGUUAAUAAAUUUGCUGAUCACCAUGCCUUCAAGAUCGCAUUGUGA
This is a messenger RNA of Suillus fuscotomentosus, 2301 nucleotides long. RefSeq lists its product as uncharacterized. NCBI's taxonomy places the organism in Eukaryota, Fungi, Basidiomycota, Agaricomycetes, Boletales, Suillaceae. The coding region runs from base 1 to 2301 and encodes 766 amino acids. The transcript has 10 exons. The record is from RefSeq and is a predicted model, not a curated record.